CAGGUACUACAAUACAACUCAUCAGUUGUGUGAUUAUCCCAAGGAACAAGAGUUACAUCAGCAUUGGUGGUCGCUGUAAUAGUUAAAUGGACGUUGUAACAACAGUGUUUGUGAUAUGGUGGUCUUCCCUGCAUCCUAACUCUACCUCGGGGGUGGACAGCGUCCUGUCGCGGUGGUGGCGUGGCGUGGGGCGCCUCUCUGCUCGCCCGUGGACUGCAGCUGCUCUCCGCGGUGUGUGGCGCUAAGUGAAUGACAAUCAAAAAGCAAGAAAGCAUCUAAAUCACAGCGGGAACAUACGGAAACCGUCUCCUGUAUUUCCAGGUCACAGACAAACCGGCAGGUCCAUAGGCUUUAUUGUAGUUUCACUGUUAGGAUGUCGUCGUCUGAAAAUGCUGCGUCACAUAAAGCCGGUGAAGCAUCACCCCAAACAUCAGAGGCUGAACCCCUGAGGAUCGUUCUGGUGGGGAGGACAGGGACAGGCAGAAGCUCCGCAGGCAACACCAUCCUGGGCAGGUCUGCCUUCUGGGCCAGCGUGUCCCCCUGCUCCGUCACCACCCAGUGCACGAGACAGACUGGGACAGUAGACGGGCGGAGCAUCUCUCUGAUUGACACGCCGGGUUUCUUGCACACACACCUGAACCCCGAGGAAGUCAUGUCAGAGGUGGGACAGUGCGUUGUCCUGUCCUCUCCGGGACCCCAUGUCUUUCUGGUGACCCUGCCGACAGUCAGGUUCACCCAGGAGGAGAGGGACGCCUUAGAGUGGAUCAAGGCUACGUUUGGACCUGAAGCAACCAGGUUUACCAUGGUGUUGUUCACCUGGGGAGAACGGCUGCAGGGCAAACGCAUCGAGGACUUCCUGGGAGAGAGCAGUGAGCUGUCGGAGUUUGUGAGCAGCUGCCAUGGCGGGUAUCACGUCUUCGCUAACAGGGAACAGGACGAGACAGCGGACAGCUCACAACAGGUCGUACAGCUCCUGGAGAAGAUAGACAAGACUGUUGCGGAAAAUGGAGGAAGUUGCUAUAGCAGUGAGAUGUUCAAGGAGGCUGAGCGGGCCAUCAGGGAGGCGCAAGAGAGGAUUCUGGGAGCAAGAGGACACAAUCUGUCCCCACAGAAGGCGGUUAAAGACAAAGAGGAGCAGAGUCCAGAGUUUGAGAGGAUGAGGAGAGAGGAAGAAGAGGCCAGGAAACGGAUGGAGAGGCUUUUCUGGUGCGAGCUGGUGACUGCGGUGGGGAAAGGUGCUGCAGAGGGGGCGGGGAUCAUGGGGAAGGACGAGGGGAAAGGGAAGGCUGUGACAAAGGUGAAGAUGAUUGAGAGGGCAGCAGCUCUGGCAGCGUCGCCACUCUCCAUCACCUCAGCUGCAAAAGCGGUGGGAGGGGCGGUGAGGGAAGGAAGCAAGGUGUUAUAUAAACACAGAAAAACUUUCCUGAAAACACCUCACUGAACACAGUCAGAGUCAAGUGUCCCUCGCCAUGGUUAGUGUAGAGGUGAGAGCAAACACAUAUCUAUUAAUCAGUUAUUAAUAAUACUAUUAAAACUAUUAGCUGAAUAGUCAACUAUUUGGCUUGAGUUGUUUGUUUUUUUAUACAUUUUUUGGGGUCAAAUUUGACCCCUUUCCAAACAGUUUCUAUAUCAGAAAACUGGGUUUCUUUCGGACAAAUUUUCCAAAAAACUAACGUUGAUGGUUCCUAACAAUGCUCCUCACGUGUUAAAUAUAUAAUCAGUUCACUACUUUCAUUGAAUUUGUGUGUUUUUUGUCAGUUUUAUAGCAUUUGGAGAAAAAACAAUUGGCAAAAGAACUUCAAAAAAAGAGAAAAAUGUAAAUAAAAGUGACUAAAAUGUGAACAACUGUCAAAUAAAGUGACAAAAAAUGGAAAAGACGUCAACAAAAAGUAACACACAACAGGGUCAAAAAAAGAUGACCUUGAUAAAAAGGUUUUGUAUUUAAAAUUUUGACUCAGAAAAACUAAAAAUUCCAGGUCGGCGGGGGUUAAAACAUAACGGUUAAACGGUGCUCUAAGCGCUGUUGGGUGACAUUACUUCUUGUUGACGUUCAAAGUAUUUUCAAACGAAACAAAACUAGCUUGCUCCUCCCUUCUGUGCUUUUGCGCACUAAUUGCGACAAAACAAGACAUUUGAGGACGUCAUCUUGGGCUUUGGGAAACACUGAUCAACAUCUGAUUAAUCAAGUAUAAACCGACUGGGCAAGUUGAUUUAUAGACCAUGACAAUAGUUGUUAGCUGCAGCCCUAGUUAGCUGUGUGUUUUCAUUGUGCAUCUAAUGCUGUAAGUCUCUGUUUAACAUCAGAACAAUGCACAAAUGCACCUUCAGACCACACUGUUAAAUAAGAAUGCAUGUGAAUGCGCACCCUUCAGAAAGGUAAACAUCCUGGUGUGUAGUCUUUGUGGAUAGGUAGCAAAGAACAUAGCCACACCUUUGAAUUGCGAUAACUCAUGUUAUAAUAAAAGGUAAUGCCA
This is a messenger RNA of Etheostoma spectabile (orangethroat darter), 2474 nucleotides long. Its product is annotated as GTPase IMAP family member 7. Lineage: Eukaryota; Metazoa; Chordata; Actinopteri; Perciformes; Percidae. The record is from RefSeq and is a predicted model, not a curated record. The transcript has 2 exons. The coding region runs from base 374 to 1441 and encodes 355 amino acids. Gene Ontology annotation, molecular function: GTP binding.